UUGAGAUAUGUUUUAAUUCUUACCGUCAAUUUCAUAAAUUCAUACCUUUAAAACUGUCCUUAUUUACGAUGCCAUAAAAUAUCUACGUUCAAUUCCACGAAGUUCGUAAUAAUGUCGCUAGCAGACAUACAUAUAGGUAAAUAUAGAUACAUAGGUAAGAAACCACUUCAACGGAAUACACUAGAGUCGGUUGAACUGGACGUGUUCACACGAUUCUCCGUAUCCUAAAUGUAAGGAAACGCGAAAUAGAACUAAAUGCUUCGCGGUCGCACAUUGAAGAUAACGCACUUACGGUUAUUCCAUGUUUUAGUCGUUAGAGCACGGUAUUAUUAGCGACGCGAGGCCGAGGUUCUGCGGCCGGGGGGUGAGACCGGGGCGCGGGGGGAAGAGCUGCCGCGCGCGCAGCCCCGGCGAGGCGGGCCUCGCGCGGCCCCGCCCCGACGCCCGCCAAUCGCCGGCGAGGUGGAGGGGAGCCCGGGCCCCUAGCUUCUAUUUACUCUUUCAAUCAGUGCGAGUGUUUGCCCCUGGCCGGCGUGCACGCGCGGGUGAUGCGCUAGCCAUGAUCUCGCAGAAGCUGUCGUACGGCGACGUGCCGACGUCCGCGUCGCUGUCGUCCCUGUCCCCGGGCCUCGCGCCGCACUACGUGAACGGAAUGGGAUGCAUGCCCACCCAGCCCUACCCGAACCUGUACUCCAACAACAUGGUGGCCGGCGGAUCCUGCAUGGGCUCGCCGGGCGUCGGCUACUCGCCGCCCAGCACCAUGGCGUCCUGCAUGGGCGGCGGCGGCGCCGUGCCCUACGGCUCCCUUCCGCGCGAGCAGGAGGCUGCCUCGCCGACCUCCGCGCUGCAGCGCGCGCGCAAUGACAAGACUUACCGCCGCUCCUACACGCACGCGAAACCUCCUUACUCCUAUAUCUCGCUCAUCACGAUGGCGAUCCAGAACAACCCGUCACGAAUGCUCACGCUCUCCGAAAUCUAUCAGUUCAUCAUGGAUCUGUUCCCGUUCUACAGACAGAACCAGCAGCGCUGGCAGAAUUCUAUUCGACAUUCGCUGUCGUUCAACGACUGCUUCGUGAAAGUGCCACGGACGCCUGACAAGCCCGGGAAGGGCUCGUUCUGGACGCUGCACCCGGACAGCGGGAACAUGUUUGAAAACGGGUGCUUUUUGAGGCGGCAGAAAAGGUUCAAGGACGAGAAGAAGGAGACGAUAAGACAGGCACAGAAGGCGGCGCACACGCACGGUCACCACGGGUCGCACGAGAAGCGCGGAGAGCACGGGCACGAGAAGACGACGGCGGCGGGCCCGGGCGAGGACAAGGAGAUGCGCGAUGACCUGCUGGCGCAGCUUCACGCGGCGCCGGAGCUGUGCCUGCCCGAGCACACGCCGCUGGCGCUGGAACACUACGCGCAGCUGAAGCAAGAGCCGCAGGGAUACGCGCCGCCGCCGCACCCGUUCAGUAUCACGCGCCUGCUGCCGGGCGCCGACACCAAGGCUGACCUCAAGAUGUACGACGUCAACUAUGGCUACGGGCACACGCCCGCGGACAACUACUACCAGUCGCCCCUGUACCACCACCACCAUGCGCACACGCAGCCGCCCUUGUGACAGUAUCCGCUGGCGUAGGCGCGUCGUGCGCCCUGGCACGCCAUCGUCGACCCCGCACCCUAGGCGCGGCCGAAGUAAGUCCCUAGGGCUCGGCAGAGACGUUCUACUAAAAUCUCAUGUUGAUAUUGGACUCCGAGUGAGCGUUGUGAUAUUCGAGGCACCGUCCGCCCUGACGUGACUGUGACUGUUAUAUAUGUGUAAAUAUUUGGGAGUAUUUUCGAUUGAGUCCAUACUGUGUGCGUUUAGUAGGUAGUAGUUAGUGCACGAGGCCCGCGGGGCGGUCGGGCGCUCGCGAUAGGCCUAAACCGUGGGACUGCGACGAAGUGUCCUUUUAGUCCUCUGUGUGAUUCUAUGUUGUGCCAACUCUUAUUGAUUCCACAAAAAACCUUUCACCAACGAGUUAAAACAAAUUUUCUAUAUUUCAAUGUGUUCAAUUUUAAACAUUUCAUCGGAGUCACUUUUAAGCUUGUUUCACUGUCGUUUUGACACAAACUAAAGUAAGAUGCAUAAAAAGUAAGUACCUAGAAUGAUGAUUUAUACAUUCAUGAAAAUUUAUACAUCACUUUAUUUUUUUCUGAAAAUAGUGUAUCAUAUAACAGGGUGGAAAGCUUAAUCAUUAUACUAUGUAGACAACAGCAAGACAUAAUGCGGCGUGAUUGUUGCAAGCGAUCAGCGAUCGAUACGAACUUUAUCGCUUUAUCUAACAGAUAAUAAGCCAAUGAGAGUGUUAGAUAAAUUAUACGUAUAUUUAUUUGAUCAGGGCGCGUUGAACUCUUUUCCCUAAACAAAGCGUUAUCGUCAAUUUACUUGAUUAUCGCUUACGAAACUAAAUAAUAUAUAUUUUUUUAUUUUAUCGAAUUUAUUUUUAUAGUUGCUCAAAAAAAAGAAAUCAGGCAUAGAUAAAUGCAAUUCAUUUUUAAUAUUAAGUUAAUCUCUUAACAUUACAUAUUAUGUGAUAAAAUUUUAAAAUUAUGAACAUGAGUGCAUUAUGAAUGAAAAUGUGGUAGGUAGGUUGAUAAUGGAAUCGUAUUGUGUGUAAAAAAAAAUUAUGUAAAAAAAUCUGAUACACUGAUAACAAUUAAAAGAAUCAGGCAGGCCCUUAUUAAAUCAGUGGAAAAUAUCAAUAUUAUCUAUUUAAAAAAAAUUUGCUCUUUUUUAUUUAUUCUUUAAACUGGUUUUUAAUGAAAAACGUUAUUUAUUAAAUUAUAGUUGAUAGUUGACUUGUGUCAUAUCAUAAAAUCUACUAAGAGUUGGCAUAUCGUAUUGACCACGUGACGUCAUAUCGUGGACCGUCUAACUGUGCAAUGUAUGUUCUGUAAAAUGUGUAUAUUAUAAUAUAAUAUUAGAUAGGCAAAGGAAUUAUAGUUCUGUCAUCGACCAUCGCAUUUAGGAGUUCGAAUUAAGUUGUAUAUAUAGAUAUAAGGUUUAUACAUGAUGUUUGAAAAUAAUUGAUUGGGUAUAAAAGUGAUAAACGGUUGCUGUACAUUGGAAGAUAUUGCAUAAUUCUACAGCUAUAAUUUUUGUUUGUUUUAUUAAUUAAUAUUGUGUAAAUUUACAAAGGAGCGCUUCGUAAAAUUACACAUACAUAUAUAGAAACUUGACGAAUUAUUUCGACGAUUAAAACAAACCAAAAUGUAUGGAACUAGCAAGUACUCGUAAGCAAGAGAAAGAAAAAAUUAAUAAUUUUAAAUUGUUCUUUUUAGAUGUAGGCCUUCUCCAUAAAGCCUAAACCUUAAAAUAACAGUUUAAGGCAAUACAUGGAUGGAUAGAAAGAUAGAUAAUAUUAUGUUGAUCAUAAAUUUUCUGUUUCGAAUUUGAUGAAAAUUUUUUUUGGGCAUCAUGUAUAAAAACUUCUAAAUUAUGGUGUUUGGUGUAAGAUAGGUUCCUAUCUAUGCUUCUGCACAUUCCAUUUAAAUAUAUAUUUAUAUGCAAGAGUAAAUUUAGCUAUGAUAUUAGGUAAUAUUUGACAAGCGCAUUGGUAAUGGUAAUUAUAUUACAUAUUUAAACGUUAUCUCUUUUGUUUUUAUUGAACCAUUUUUGUCAAUGAAUUGAUUGAAACAAAAUUAAAUAAUAAAAGAUAAAAGUAAUGAAUGUAUUUUAUUAAAAUACGUUCAGAAUUUUACAACGAUAACUUGGUUUUUUUUUUAUAACUUGACAAAGACAUAGCUUACCUUGAGACAUACGAAUUAAGUAAAAAAGCCUUGGUAGGUAUAUUAUAACCUUUACAGUUGCUAAUGACACUAAGAUGGUUGUCAUAGCAUUGUAGGGAAAUAUACCGUGAAUACAACAGGACUGACGGCAAAAAAUUGUUGAAAAGGAUGGCAGGAUUUUUAAACAGGAAAACAAUUUAUAAAAUUUAUAAUAUAAUUUUUUGAUUUAAUCUUUUUUGCAUCACCAAAAAGUUGACAUCAAAUAAAAGUAAAAAAAGUAUGUUGUCGUUAGAUGAAAUAAAUUAUUAAUCGCUAGCCAGCUACUAACAUAAAAAAGAUAAAUUUUUCUUUUUACAAUUUUAAUAAAGUACUUACAAAAAAAGGGAAAGGUAGCAUUCCUAGAAUCUGUCAAUGAAAUCACUUUGUGUUGACAUCAGAUAAAUAAAAUAUGAGUCAAUAGUAAAUAAUUAUUAACAUAACUGAUUUUAAAGCUUUUAAAUUGAAACUAUGUAUUUCAACUUAUUUAAACAUUUUGGUGUAUUACACUCUGAAAUGUCAGCAUUUAUAGAUUGACUUAAGUGAGAGUGAACUAAAAUAGUAACAUUAUUCGAAAUCAAGAAUAUCCUGAAAUAUAAUGUCUAAAAUGUAGUGCUAUGAAUAAUAAUAUUAAGUGGUCUUUUGUUCUACAUACAUAGUAAGUAUUAAUUUAAAUUUAAAAAAUGCGUUUAUAAUAAUUGAGGUAUAAACGAAUAAAUCAGUUUUUAAUUUGUACUUUAUUUUUUAACAUUUUUUUUAAAUGCGCUUGCCAAAUCGCGCUUUUUGUGGACAAAUAUCUCAAUAUGGGUCGUGCUAAAUUCAUCCUUGUAGUUAUAAAUACAUAUUAAUGUCUCAUUACUCGAAUAUAGAUAGGACACUUAUUAUAUAUCAUCUGUUAGUUUCAGAGUUAAUAAAAUUAAGUAUUUACAA
Messenger RNA from Amyelois transitella, 4722 nucleotides. RefSeq names its product silk gland factor 1 (gene fkh). The coding region runs from base 560 to 1606 and encodes 348 amino acids. Lineage: Eukaryota; Metazoa; Arthropoda; Insecta; Lepidoptera; Pyralidae. The transcript has a single exon. The record is from RefSeq and is a predicted model, not a curated record. Gene Ontology annotation, biological process: anatomical structure morphogenesis; cell differentiation; regulation of transcription by RNA polymerase II. Gene Ontology annotation, molecular function: RNA polymerase II cis-regulatory region sequence-specific DNA binding; transcription factor binding; DNA-binding transcription factor activity, RNA polymerase II-specific.